Molecule: messenger RNA, 918 nt
Organism: Hippocampus zosterae (dwarf seahorse)
Lineage: Eukaryota; Metazoa; Chordata; Actinopteri; Syngnathiformes; Syngnathidae
Gene: manf
Product: mesencephalic astrocyte-derived neurotrophic factor
Exons: 4
Coding region: 158-700 (180 amino acids)
Biological process (GO): dopaminergic neuron differentiation; neuron projection development
Cellular component (GO): endoplasmic reticulum
Source: RefSeq, a predicted model, not a curated record
UUCGCCUAACUCGCGUGUUAGUUACCGGCGGCAGCGAGUGACAACGAGUCUUACGCUAAGCUAAGUCAGGCUAGACAAACUAGGCAAAGACUCAAGUUGGUUCUGGGGCGGCGAGCGUGAAAUUGACAUUUUUGAUUCGCACGCUAGAGAAGCUCAAAUGUUGAUUUCUGGCGGCGUGUCGGCGGCUGUGCUGCUCGCGGCGGUGCUGGCGUCCAGCGAGGCGCUCAAGGAAGGAGAAUGCGAAGUGUGUGUGACGUUUUUGGGCAAGUUCUACAAAACGCUUCAGGAGGACAAAGUGGAAAUGAAAAGCGACAAUGUGGAGAAGGCGCUCCUCAAGAGCUGCAGCGCCGCCAAAGGCAAAGAAAAUCGAUUUUGCUACUACAUUGGUGCGACCAGCGAUGCCGCCACGAAGAUGAUCAACGAGGUGUCCAAGCCGCUCAGCUAUCACGUCCCAGUUGACAAAAUCUGCGAGAAGCUGAAGAAGAAAGACAGCCAAAUCUGUGAACUGCGAUACGACAAACAAGUGGACCUGAGCUCGGUGGACCUGAAGAAACUGAAGGUCAAGGAUCUGAAGAAGAUUUUGGAAGAGUGGGGCGAGUCGUGCAAAGGCUGCGCCGAAAAGUCCGACUUCAUCCGGAAGAUCACAGAGCUGAUGCCCAAGUACGCACCCGCCGCCGCCAGCUCACGGACUGACCUCUGAUCAGCGAGGUGCGGCUGACCCGCUGGCAGGCGCCUGCGUCACGGGGCGCUAUGCCAUGCUGUGCCGUGCAUGUGUGCCGUUUCUUCUUUCCAUGAGACUCACUCAGGAUGCCGACAGGCGGACAUUUGGUUCCACCCGCUCUCCGGCCGCAGGGCUGCCAUCACUUCCUGUUUCUGACUUGAUGUUUGUGUUUGUAUUAAAGCCGUGUUUCCCAAACA